AUGAUCAAGCCCGAAGACAGGUUCUACUCGGAGGGUCAGGGCUAUUUUAGCCCAAGAGAAAGACCUAUAACCGAAACCCACUACAACGUAUGGGAUUGGGAUCAGCUGCGAUUGAUCAAAGUUAAAGGAACUGCCAAAUUUUUCCCACCUGACGAAGAUGUCGAGAACUCAAUUCUUGCGCAAUUCGCCGAUAACCUUUCGCCGGAAGUGGUGGAUUUCCUAAAUCUAGAAUUAGGGAUCAUACAUCAAGAUAUUACACCUCGAAAUUUGCUUGUCGACCCCGAAACAGACAAUAUUCUUCUCUUCGAUUUUGAUUGGGCCGCCAAUGGAAAGGACUACCUACUCGAUGAUCGAGAUGAUGUGUCUAGUGUUGUGUUCACAUUAUACGAGAUCAUCACGAACGAUACACAUUUUACGAGCAUUCCUCACUGGGAACGAAACAUGGAUAUGGUGCAGACGAGCUUGGCCGGACAAAGGAGGGGGAAACUGUUUGGCGAACGGGUCCGCGUACAAGACGCACUACACUAA
This is a messenger RNA of Penicillium concentricum, 528 nucleotides long. RefSeq lists its product as uncharacterized. Gene Ontology annotation, molecular function: protein kinase activity. The coding region runs from base 1 to 528 and encodes 175 amino acids. Lineage: Eukaryota; Fungi; Ascomycota; Eurotiomycetes; Eurotiales; Aspergillaceae. Gene Ontology annotation, biological process: protein phosphorylation. The transcript is spliced from 2 exons. The record is from RefSeq and is a predicted model, not a curated record.